Molecule: messenger RNA, 896 nt
Organism: Microplitis mediator
Lineage: Eukaryota; Metazoa; Arthropoda; Insecta; Hymenoptera; Braconidae
Product: apolipoprotein D-like
Exons: 4
Coding region: 91-639 (182 amino acids)
Molecular function (GO): pigment binding
Source: RefSeq, a predicted model, not a curated record
ACAGGAUAAAAAGACUGAAUUUGGAGUACUGAGAUUAGUUUUUGAACAAGCUGUUUCCAAAGAGUAUUAGAAAAGAUUAACUGAAGCAAAAUGUUGGAUAAGUCUAUUAUUUUUUGUCUUCUUGCUGUUAGUUUUGGACAGAUACAUAAUUUUGGACGCUGUCCAACGCCCAGUAGAGGACGAGUUGAUUUAGAUAGAUAUUCCGGCAAAUGGUAUGAAUAUCAACGAAGUUGUAAUAUUUGGGACAAUGCUACCAAAUGUAUUAGAGCUUACUGGGACAAACCGGAGGGAGGAAUAUCAAAAGUUCUGUCAACAAGUAUCUCGCUUAUUAAAAAUGGCGUUAAUUCAUCAUUAGCCGCCGAAGCUGCCAAUAAUGAUCAUAAUUUGGGUAUGAAUUAUCAUUCUCCUAAUUUAGGCCCUCGGUAUUAUGAGUAUUGGAUUCUUGACACAGACUAUGAUAAUUACGCUAUUUCAUGGAGUUGUGAAAACAAUGAAUUAACGAGAACGGAAUAUUCGUACAUAUUCACGAGAAACGAUAUACCUGCAGUAGAUGUUGAAAAAAUAGCAAGAGAAGUUUUCGCACGGGAAAGCUUUGAAAUGCCUUAUAUGGCUACGAUAGACCAACAAAAUUGUCCUUAAUCUUUAAUUACUCUGGUCAAAAACAGAACUUGAUUUAGACUUGGUCGUCUUAAAUCGUGACUAAGUAAGACCAGUUAAGUCACGAUUUAAGACGAUCAAGUCUAAAUCAAGUUUUAUUUUUGACCCGGGUAUAAAUUUAAAAAUACAUGUGGUUCUAUUUUCAAUGUAAUUAGACAUAAUACAAUUUAAUUAAAUUCGCUAAAGUUUCCACAUGAUAAUAUAUUAUCUGUUAAAAAAUUUAUUCUUAAUUAUUCAGA